Paramecium tetraurelia is the source of this 1470-nucleotide messenger RNA. RefSeq lists its product as uncharacterized. The transcript is spliced from 3 exons. The record is from RefSeq and is a predicted model, not a curated record. Gene Ontology annotation, cellular component: membrane. Gene Ontology annotation, biological process: transmembrane transport. Gene Ontology annotation, molecular function: transmembrane transporter activity. Lineage: Eukaryota; Ciliophora; Oligohymenophorea; Peniculida; Parameciidae.
AUGGAAAUUAAACCAAAAUGGAUUUUCUGUUUGCUGCUUAGCACUAAUAUUAUAAUUAAUCUGGACUAAGGAAUCAUCCCUGCAGCAAUAUAAUAGAUAGAGGAUUCUCUUGAAUUAACUUCAGAAUAAUUAGGUUAUUUAGGAUCAUAAGUUUAUGCAGGUGUCACUUUAGUUUGCUUAUUUGGAGGGAAAUUGUUUCUGCAUUUCAAUUCAAAAAUGAUAGUCAUGAUUAGUUAUAUUGGAAUGAUAACUUCAUUGACCUUAUUUCCAUUAAAUUAUGGAUCAAGUUGGCCAUUUUACAUUUUCAGAUUCCUAACAGGAUGUUCAAAAGCACCUAUGAUGAUUUAUUUUCCUGUUUGGGUAGAUAAUUUUGGAGGAGAAUCAAAAACAAUUUGGAUUACAAUUCUACAAGGAGUAAUUCCACUUGGCAUAUUUGUGGGAUAUUCUUUAUCAAGUGUGAUUUCUAGCUUGUGGUAAUGGUAAGCCGCUUUCUACAUUUAAGUAAUCAUGUUAACUGUUUGUGCAACAUUUUUCAUAAUAUUUGUUAGGAAUACAGACUUUGAUAUAAAAAAAUGUACUAAAAGCAAAUUAGAAAGGAAAUCAAUCAAUGAAGAGCAAUAAUCAGCCUCGCUUCUUGCUUAAAAUACAAAGAGAUCUUAUUGCUCAACGAUGAUAGAACUAUAUUCCAUAAAGUUAUGGCUGUGUUGUACAAUUGUAAUCAGCAUACUGUAUUUUAUUGUAACUGGUAUUUAAUUUUGGAUGACAGACUACAUGAUCCAUGAGAUGCAUUAAGACAAAUAAACAGUGAACAUCGUAUUUGCCAUAGUAUCAAUAACUGCUCCUGUGUUUGGAUGUAUUACAGGAGGAUUAAUAGCGUAGAAAUUGGGAGGAUAUUAGAGAGCUAAAUCCUUAUACGUAUGUGUUUUAUAUUGUUCCCUUUGUUGCAUAAGUGCAGCACCAGUUCCUUUUACAGAGACAUUCUGGUUUGGAGCACUAUGUCUAUGGUUGUUGUUAUUCUUUGGUGGAGCAAUAGUGCCACCAUUGAUGGGAAUCAUGCUUUCUUCAGUUCCUAAACAUCUGAAGGCUUUUGCAAAUUCAAGCACAACGAUGUUUUAGAAUUUAUUCGGUUUCUUACCUGCACCAUCAAUUUAUGGGUUUCUGAUGGAAAGAUAUAAUUCUUAAGUUGCAGUAUUUGCAUUGAUGUAUUAUUCCUUUGUUGGAUUACUUGUUAUGUUGUUGGCUGUUUAUUUUAGGAGAUAGUAGAAUAACAAGAAGGUUGCAUUCGAAGAGGUAUUUGCUCAAUAAGAUGACUCAAAAUCAUCUGUUUUACAUGAUCAAGAAAACUUUAAUCUUACAGUUAGAGUACUCCAAUAUGGAGAUGCUCCAUUAGUCACCUCCCUUACUCCUCACAUUGACGAUUAAAUUCUAGAUUAUAAUGAUCAAGAAUUGGUAAAUUAAAAAGAAAUUUGA